This is a messenger RNA of Neomonachus schauinslandi (Hawaiian monk seal), 4249 nucleotides long. RefSeq names its product contactin associated protein 2 (gene CNTNAP2). The transcript has 24 exons. The coding region runs from base 1 to 3993 and encodes 1330 amino acids. The record is from RefSeq and is a predicted model, not a curated record. Lineage: Eukaryota; Metazoa; Chordata; Mammalia; Carnivora; Phocidae.
AUGCUGGAGAGAGAUGUGAUCAGUCUGGUGGCCAGCGCGGGCCAUUGGAGGGCGUCAGACUUGAUUCGGAGUGAUGGAGAGCAGGAGCCAGUGGAAAAAUGUGAUGAACCACUUGUGUCUGGACUCCCCCAUGUAGCUUUCAGCAGCUCGUCCUCCAUGUCUGGGAGCUAUUCUCCAGGCUAUGCCAAGAUCAACAAGCGAGGGGGUGCUGGGGGAUGGUCUCCAUCCGACAGUGACCAUUAUCAAUGGCUUCAGGUUGACUUUGGCAAUCGGAAGCAGAUCAGUGCCAUUGCAACCCAAGGAAGAUACAGCAGCUCAGACUGGGUGACCCAAUACCGCAUGCUGUACAGUGACCCUGGGAGAAACUGGAAACCCUACCAUCAGGAUGGGAACAUCUGGGCAUUUCCUGGAAAUAUCAACUCUGAUAGUGUGGUUCGGCAUGAUUUGCAGCAUCCGAUUAUUGCCCGCUAUGUGCGCAUAGUGCCUCUGGAUUGGAACGGAGAAGGCCGCAUUGGGCUCAGAAUUGAAGUCUAUGGCUGUUCUUACUGGGCUGAUGUUAUCAAUUUUGAUGGCAACGUUGUGUUACCAUAUAGAUUCAGAAACAAGAAGAUGAAAACACUGAAAGAUGUCAUUGCCUUGAAAUUUAAAACCUCUGAAAGUGAAGGAGUGAUCUUGCAUGGGGAAGGACAGCAAGGGGAUUACAUUACCCUGGAACUGAAAAAAGCCAAGUUGGUCUUCAGCUUAAACCUAGGAAGCAAUCAGCUUGGCCCCAUCUAUGGCCACACGUCCGUGAUGACUGGAAGUCUGCUGGAUGACCACCACUGGCACUCUGUGGUCAUUGAGCGCCAGGGCCGGAGCAUUAACCUCACCCUGGACAGGGGCAUGCAGCACUUCCGCACCAACGGAGAGUUUGACUACCUGGACCUGGACUAUGAGAUAACCUUCGGAGGCAUACCUUUCUCUGGGAAGCCAAGUUCCAGCAGUAGAAAGAACUUCAAAGGCUGUAUGGAAAGCAUUAAUUAUAAUGGUAUCAACAUAACUGAUCUUGCGAGAAGGAAGAAACUAGAGCCCUCAAAUGUGGGAAAUUUGAGUUUCUCGUGUGUGGAGCCCUACACAGUGCCUGUCUUUUUCAAUGCUACCAGUUACCUGGAGGUGCCAGGACGGCCUAACCAGGACCUGUUUUCAGUCAGUUUCCAGUUCAGGACUUGGAAUCCAAACGGUCUCCUGCUUUUCAGUCAGUUUGCAGAUAAUUUGGGCAAUGUGGAGAUUGACCUCACUGAAAGCAAAGUUGGUGUUCACAUCAACGUCACGCAGACCAAGAUGAGCCAAAUAGAUAUUUCCUCAGGUUCUGGGUUGAAUGACGGACAGUGGCAUGAGGUUCGUUUCCUGGCUAAGGAAAAUUUUGCCAUUCUCACCAUCGAUGGAGACGAGGCUUCAGCUGUUCGAACUAAUAGUCCUCUUCAAGUUAAAACUGGCGAGAAGUACUUUUUUGGAGGUUUUCUGAACCAGAUGAAUAACUCCAGUCACUCUGUCCUUCAGCCUUCAUUCCAAGGAUGCAUGCAGCUCAUUCAAGUGGAUGACCAACUGGUAAAUUUAUAUGAAGUGGCACAGAGGAGGCCAGGGAGUUUUGCGAAUGUCAGCAUCGACAUGUGUGCCAUUAUAGACAGAUGUGUGCCCAAUCACUGUGAGCAUGGCGGGAAGUGCUCGCAAACAUGGCACAGCUUCCAGUGCGCUUGUGAGGAGACGGGGUACAGUGGGGCCACCUGCCACAACUCGAUCUAUGAGCCUUCCUGUGAAGCAUACAAACACCUGGGCCAGACGUCAAAUUACUACUGGAUAGAUCCUGACGGCAGUGGACCUCUGGGGCCUCUGAAAGUCUACUGCAACAUGACAGAGGACAAAGUGUGGACCAUAGUGUCUCACAAUUUGCAGAUGCAGACCACAGUGGUGGGCUACAGCCCAGAAAAGUACUCUGUGACGCAGCUCGUGUACAGCGCCUCCAUGGACCAGAUCAGCGCCGUCACCAGCAGUGCCGAGCACUGUGAGCAGUACGUCUCCUAUUUCUGCAAGAUGUCGAGGUUGUUGAACACACCAGAUGGAAGCCCUUACACCUGGUGGGUCGGCAAAGCCAACGAGAAGCACUACUACUGGGGCGGCUCGGGGCCCGGAAUUCAGAAGUGCGCCUGCGGCAUCGAGCGGAACUGCACGGACCCCAAGUACUACUGUAACUGUGACGCGGAUUACAAGCAGUGGAGGAAGGACGCUGGCUUCUUAUCCUACAAAGACCACCUGCCAGUAAGCCAGGUGGUAGUUGGAGAUACUGACCGGCAAGGCUCAGAAGCCAAACUGAGCGUGGGCCCCCUGCGCUGCCAAGGAGACAGAAAUUAUUGGAAUGCUGCCUCUUUCCCAAACCCAUCAUCCUACCUGCACUUCUCUACUUUCCAAGGGGAAACUAGUGCUGACAUUUCUUUCUACUUCAAAACAUUAAUCCCCCGGGGCGUGUUUCUGGAAAAUCUGGGCAACACAGAUUUCAUCAAACUUGAGCUGAAAUCUGCCACCGAAGUGUCCUUUUCGUUUGAUGUCGGAAAUGGGCCGGUGGAGAUUGUGGUGAGGUCGCCCUCCCCUCUCAAUGAUGACCAGUGGCACCGGGUCACCGCGGAGAGGAAUGUCAAGCAAGCCAGUUUACAGGUGGAUCGGCUGCCCCAGCAGAUCCGCAAGGCACCCACAGAGGGUCACACCCGCCUGGAGCUCUACAGCCAGUUGUUUGUUGGUGGCGCCGGGGGCCAGCAGGGCUUCCUUGGCUGCAUCCGCUCCCUGAGGAUGAACGGCGUGACGCUGGACCUGGAGGAAAGAGCGAAGGUCACGUCCGGGUUCAAAUCCGGGUGCUCGGGCCACUGCACCAGCUACGGGGCCAACUGUGAGAACGGAGGCAGGUGUCUAGAGAAAUACCACGGCUACUCCUGUGACUGCUCCCACACGGCCUACGAUGGCACAUUUUGCAACAAAGAUGUUGGCGCAUUUUUUGAAGAGGGAAUGUGGCUACGGUACAACUUCCAGGCACCGGGGGUCAGUGGCAAAGAAUCGGGCGGCCGGUCAGACAACUCCCCUGAUCAGCAGAGCGCCCCUCCCGAUCUGGCCCAUGAGGGGAUCCACUUCAGCUUCAGUACCUCCAAGGCGCCCUGCAUUCUCCUCUACGUCAGCUCCUUCACAACAGACUUCUUGGCCGUUCUCAUCAAACCUGCCGGAAGCUUACAGAUUCGGUACAACCUGGGCGGCACCAGGGAGCCCUAUAACAUUGAUGUAGAUCAUAGAAACAUGGCCAAUGGACAACCCCACAGUGUUAACAUCACCCGGCACGAGAGGACCGUAAUUCUCAAGCUUGAUCACUAUCCUUCUGUGAGUUACCAUCUGCCGAGCUCGUCUGACACACUGUUCAAUUCUCCCAAGUCGCUCUUUCUAGGAAAAGUUAUAGAAACCGGGAAGAUUGACCAAGAGAUUCACAAAUACAACACCCCGGGAUUCACUGGGUGCCUCUCCAGAGUCCAGUUCAACCAGAUUGCUCCUCUCAAGGCGGCCUUGAGGCAGACGAACGCCUCGGCUCACGUGCACAUCCAGGGCGAGCUGGUGGAGUCCAACUGCGGGGCGUCCCCUCUGACCCUCUCCCCCAUGUCGUCUGCCACCGACCCCUGGCACCUCGAUCACUUGGAUUCAGCCAGUGCUGAUUUUCCAUAUAAUCCAGGACAAGGCCAAGCUAUACGAAAUGGAGUCAACAGAAACUCGGCUAUCAUUGGAGGCGUCAUCGCUGUGGUGAUUUUCACCAUUCUCUGCACCUUGGUCUUCCUCAUCCGCUACAUGUUCCGCCACAAGGGCACCUACCACACCAACGAAGCAAAGGGAGCGGAGUCAGCAGAGAGCGCCGAUGCAGCCAUCAUGAACAACGACCCCAAUUUCACAGAGACCAUUGAUGAGAGCAAAAAGGAAUGGCUCAUCUGAGGGGUGGCUAUUUGGCUAUGGGAGAGGGAGGGGCGAGUUAUUAGGGAGGAGGGAAAGGGACAAAAGCACCCUACUUCAUACUCUUGAGCACAUCCUGAAAAUAUCAGCACAAGUUGGGGGAGGCAAGCAACAGAAAAUUCUGGAGAUGGAUCGCCACAAAAAAAAAAAAAAAUACUUUUUAAUAUUUCUUUAUAGCUGAGUUUCCCCUUCUAUAUCAACUCAAAAUAAUACAAAAAAAAUGCUUUUAGAGUUUAAG